CCAGGCCAGAUGGGUUCCUCACUUCGCAGCAAACUUUUACUGUACUACAUGUCCUGUACGUCCAAUCCCGUCACAGCCGCCAGGUUUUCUUACUGGCUCUCCAGUGUUUUAUCAGAAGAAAUUCUACAUAGUCCAUAUAGUAAGCGAGGAGAAGAGAUUUUAGAAGCACUAGCUAAUUUUACAGACUUUUUACAGGAGAGCGUACCCGUAUGUGAAACAUUUUUAACCAAAUAUCUCCAUCUCUGGGAUGGAACAAGUUACAGGAUAUACAUUUUAGUACUGAUCACAAGAUUUAGAUUGUAUCCAUUUUCAACUCUGAAUGACCUGUUGCUGGAACCUCUUCGCAAGUUGUUCUUUUGUUCUAAUGUAUAUUUUAAGUGCCAGUUGCUGAUCUGUUUGAGGAAGUUAUUACAGAAUUUCAUUACGGUAGAAUUGGAGCGUUACAAUACCACACUACGGAGACAAGAGAAUGUGCUGGAAAACACGACAGAGACUUUCAACCAUGUAUCUUUGUUUGUUGAAGAAGUUGAAAAGUUUCAGCCAUUACAGACAGUGGCAGAGUUUAUUGACUUUGUUGAUGCAAUGUGUUUGGUUGGCCUGGGUCUGGAGAAAGACAAUGCCCUCAUGAUGUCAUGUGUCUUAGAUUUCUUUGAGCUGGUCUCAAGUCUAACAGUACAGUAUGGCACUCCAUUUGUUCUACUGCCCAGUAGAGGUCUCAUAUACAAGGGGCUGUUUGCCAACAAUGGGAUGACAUGCUCUCGGAUGUGUGGUAUUCUUUUAAAUUGUCGCAAUGGGUUUCUGAAGCUGAAGUCCAUGCCCAAGCCAGAUAAUCUUGGACUGGUGAAUAUUGAUGUCAACAGUAUUGACACCCUCAAUGCCUGUGUACUGGACUUCUGUGACUCUCUGUGGAGGUACAGAGCAUUUAAGAAGGACACCAGGUACCCCACGGCAUUCACGGUGGAAGAUGGGGUGGUGGAGGCCCUCAGUGUCCCCAGGGUCAAUGAGUGCUUCUCACUACACAGGCACCAAGCUUUCCUGGGCUUUGCCUGGGCAUAUCUGAAGGAGUUUCAGCCUCCAGAGAAGAAGGUCCACCCAGACCAGAUCAAGCAGGCCAAGCGUUCUUACCUGGAGUUCCUCCGACGUGAACAACUCCACGGCAUAGCUGAGUUCAUUGAACAGUUUAUAAAGAAAGCCAGCAGUUCCAUGUCUAAGUCGCACAUAGCUGCUAGCAUGGCCAGUCCAUAAGUCUGGGAAACAUGGAGGUUUUGUUAUUUUUCAAGUUUGUGAAAAUUUUUAAGAUUCCUUCCCCCAAUCUCCAAGAGUGACCUUGACCUGGUCAAGGU
Messenger RNA from Lingula anatina, 1343 nucleotides. RefSeq names its product centromere protein I-like. Gene Ontology annotation, biological process: CENP-A containing chromatin assembly; mitotic sister chromatid segregation. The record is from RefSeq and is a predicted model, not a curated record. Gene Ontology annotation, cellular component: inner kinetochore; kinetochore. NCBI's taxonomy places the organism in Eukaryota, Metazoa, Brachiopoda, Lingulata, Lingulida, Lingulidae.